Molecule: messenger RNA, 1336 nt
Organism: Phragmites australis (common reed)
Lineage: Eukaryota; Viridiplantae; Streptophyta; Magnoliopsida; Poales; Poaceae
Product: carboxylesterase 15-like
Exons: 1
Coding region: 180-1175 (331 amino acids)
Molecular function (GO): hydrolase activity
Source: RefSeq, a predicted model, not a curated record
AGGGGAAACCAACAAGCAAACGCCAACAAAAGCAUCGAGACGAAAUGCCGAUUUGGUGCCACUCUGCGAAUGCGUCGUUAAAAAGUGGAGUGAUUUCGUCCGGUUAUUGCAAUCUGCUGAUCGAGAGAUAAACUGCUCGUUCACUUCUUGUCGCGCCAAGCUCACGAGCACCAACAGCGAUGUUGUCCUCCUCGCCGCCACACGUCGUCGAGGACUGCCCCCGUGUCCUCCAGCUCCUCAGCGACGGCACGGUGGUCCGCUUCGACGAGUACAACACGCUCCCUCCCCCGUCCGUGCCUCCCGCGAUGCCCGUCCGGUGGAAGGACGUGGUCUACGACGCGGCCCACGGCCUCAAGCUCCGCGUGUACAAGCCGCCGGCCGCCUGCGGGAAGCUGCCCGUGCUCGUCUACUUCCAUGGCGGCGGGUACGUCCUCGGCACCUUCGAGCUGCCCAACUUCCACGCGUGCUGCCUCCGCCUCGCCGGCGAGCUCCCGGCCGUCGUCCUCUCCGCUGACUACCGCCUCGCGCCCGAGCACCGACUCCCCGCGGCCCUCGACGACGCGGCGGCCGUCAUGUCCUGGGUGCGAGGCCAGGCUGUGGCGGUCGGUGGGGACGAUGCCGACCCCUGGCUUGCCGAGUCGGCCGACUUCGGCCGUGUUUUCGUCUCCGGCGACUCGGCCGGCGGGAACAUCGUCCACCACGUCGCCGUCCGUCUCGGCUCGGGCCAGCUCCCGCUCGACCCGGCGCGCGUCGCGGGGCACGUCAUGCUCUGCCCGAUGUUCGGCGGGGUGCAGAGGACGGCGUCCGAGGCGGAGUUCCCGCCCGGCCCGUUCCUCACGCUGCCGGGGUACGACCAGACGUGGCGGCUGGCGCUGCCGCAAGGGGCCACGAGGGACCACCCGUUCGCCAACCCGUUCGGGCCGGAGAGCCCCGCGCUGGGCGCCGUCGCGCUCCCGCCGACGCUCGUCGUGGUCGCCGAGCACGACCUGCUGCGCGACCGCACGGUGGACUACGUCGCGAGGCUGGAGGCGAUGGGGAAGCCGGUGGAGCUCGUGGAGUUCGAGGGGCAGCACCACGGGUUCCUCGUCGUCGAGCCGUCCGGGGACGCCGGGAGCGAGGUGGUCCGGGCCGUCAAGCGGUUUGUGUACGGCAACGGCAGUGACAUUUCCAACUGAGCUGGGUGCUCCGUUCUGUCAUCCCCAUGUGACGGAUUGCGACAGGUGCGACGCCGAUAAGUCUCGUAGUAGUGACGUAGUGUAACGAGCUUUUGUUCUUGGCUGGAGUGCCUGUGCACUGAACCUUAUGUGAUCGCUAAAUAAAGGGCGUUUUUUAAUCC